Juglans regia (Persian walnut) is the source of this 558-nucleotide messenger RNA. RefSeq lists its product as uncharacterized. Bases 1 to 558 code for a protein of 185 amino acids. The record is from RefSeq and is a predicted model, not a curated record. Lineage: Eukaryota; Viridiplantae; Streptophyta; Magnoliopsida; Fagales; Juglandaceae. The transcript has a single exon.
AUGGGCGGUGACGCACAACCUGAACCUAAUUCCGGUACUAAGAGUUGGAAAAUCUUCCUAAAAAACUUUCUUAUACCAACCUCCCUGACAUGGCACAGGGAUGAGAGCAAUAAGGAGCCGACAAAUGACGCAAAUAUCCGAAAUAUUAUCUUGGUGGCGGCUGCUUUGAUUGCUGCGGUGACCUUUCAAGCUGGAGUCACUCCUCCUGGUGGAGUUUGGCAAGAUGAUGGCAAAGGACACGUCCCGGGAGUUUCUAUAUUCUCUUCUCGAAGGGUACCCUAUUAUUUUUUCUUGACAUGUAAUACACUGGCCUUUUCCUCCUCAACCUUUCUCUUACUAUCCCUUACUUUUGGGUACCCUUUCUUCUUAGAAGUUUUAGUUGCCACUUUUGCAAUGGCUGGGACUUAUGCAGCUGCUAUUUUUUGCGUUACACCAUAUGAACCCAAGUGGUUUCGUCUCAUCUCUAUGGUAGCAGCUGUGCCUUACAUUCUAAGGGGGCUAGUCUAUUACUUUUCCUUCGGGCCCAGCGCCGAGGCCGAGGCCGAGGCCGAAGCCUAG